AUGUCUCGCGCUCAGGUCCAGAAGCAAUCCCCCGGCGGUGGCUGCGUCGUCAUGAAGUCUCCCAUCCCCAACGGCUGCGUGGUCACCCGCACCCCCGGCGCCGAGUGCAACAUCAUGAAGCGCUCUCCCGGCGGUGGCUGCGUCCUCAUGAAGUCCCCCGGUGGCGGCUGUGUCGUCAUGAACCGUGAGUACCACCUACUCUCCAAUAACGACCGAUAUACUGACAAUGUCUUCAUGGAUAGCCGCUGA
Penicillium mononematosum is the source of this 249-nucleotide messenger RNA. RefSeq lists its product as uncharacterized. Bases 1 to 249 code for a protein of 82 amino acids. NCBI's taxonomy places the organism in Eukaryota, Fungi, Ascomycota, Eurotiomycetes, Eurotiales, Aspergillaceae. The transcript is spliced from 2 exons. The record is from RefSeq and is a predicted model, not a curated record.